Molecule: messenger RNA, 4095 nt
Organism: Artibeus jamaicensis (Jamaican fruit-eating bat)
Lineage: Eukaryota; Metazoa; Chordata; Mammalia; Chiroptera; Phyllostomidae
Gene: FHL2
Product: four and a half LIM domains 2
Exons: 6
Coding region: 278-1117 (279 amino acids)
Biological process (GO): negative regulation of transcription by RNA polymerase II; negative regulation of calcineurin-NFAT signaling cascade
Cellular component (GO): Z disc; nucleus
Molecular function (GO): transcription coregulator activity; transcription factor binding
Source: RefSeq, a predicted model, not a curated record
CCUGGGAUGUCCUUGAGACAGGCAGGCUGAAUGCGGAGCUGGCAGCCCCUUCCCAUCUGAAUACCUUACAAGGCAGGUGGGAGCAAGGGGCUGACUUCUUAUCUCCUGUGCUCUGGACGUGCCUUAUUUAUAGCCCUGCUGGCAGAGAGAGCAGCUGGCAGCAGCUGCACACGCGGUUGCGGUGAUCCAGCAGAGUGGUUAGCCCUGAGCUGACGCUGUCCCCUAUGGUCAGGCCGGAGCAGAAGACAGACAGGUUGUUGAAAAAUCAGGUGUCAAAAUGACCGAACGCUUUGAUUGCCACCAUUGCGAAGAAUCUCUCUUUGGCAAGAAGUACAUCCUGAGGGAGGAGAGCCCCUACUGCCUGGCCUGCUUCGAGGCCCUUUAUGCCAGCACCUGUGAGGAGUGCAGGAAGCCCAUUGGCUGUGACUGCAAGGACUUGUCCUAUAAGGACCGACACUGGCAUGAGGCCUGUUUCCACUGCUCACGGUGCAAGAGCUCGCUGGUGGACAAGCCCUUUGCUGCCAAGGAGGACCAGCUGCUCUGCACGGAUUGCUACUCCCACGAGUACUCGUCCAAGUGCCAGGAGUGCAAGAAGACCAUCAUGCCAGGGACCCGCAAGAUGGAAUACAAGAGCAGCAGCUGGCAUGAGACCUGCUUCAUCUGCCAUCGUUGUCAGCAGCCAAUUGGCACCAAGAGCUUUAUCCCCAAGGAUGAGCAGAAUUUCUGUGUGCCCUGCUAUGAGAAACAGUAUGCCUUGCAAUGUGUUCAGUGCAAAAAGCCCAUCACCACUGGAGGGGUCACCUACCGGGAGCAGCCCUGGCACAAGGAGUGCUUUGUGUGCACAGCCUGCAGGAAACCACUGUCUGGGCAGCGCUUCACAUCCCGGGAUGAGUUUGCCUACUGCCUGAACUGCUUCUGCGACCUUUAUGCCAAGAAGUGUGCUGGGUGCACCAACCCCAUCAGCGGACUUGGCGGCACAAAGUACAUCUCCUUUGAGGAACGGCAGUGGCAUAACGACUGCUUUAACUGUAAGAAGUGCUCCCUCUCACUGGUGGGCCGAGGCUUCCUCACGGAAAGGGAUGACAUCCUGUGCCCUGACUGCGGGAAAGACAUCUGAGGUCAACACAAAUUACUGCUUGCAACACACAGAUUUAUGUAUUUCCUUUCUCAACCAGGCAACAUUGUGUUCUGGUUCCCACCAGCCACACCAGGACUCUCCUCUUGUGCUUCUCAAUGAUACUCACGUUUGUUAAAAUCCUUUGUAUUAGUAGUUCAGUCCCAGGGAAGGAGAAAACCCUUAUGGAAACAUUAGGUAGGAAGAUGGUUUUGAAUUUUUAUAAUCAGGCAAAAUCCAAGUACAAAAUCCUUUGGAAUAUCUUUAUAAAUGUAUCUUUUUUUCACUGUGUAUUUAAGUUUUAAGUGCAUUAACAUGUCACAAACUUGAAAGUUUUCCAAACCACGUUAAGGUAAUGAAGAACUGGUAUUUAUGACCAUCUAACAUCCUGUUGUGUAAGGCCUGCAGCAAGAUUAUAUGGCUAAUAAUAAAAUUAUCCAGGCACAGCAUGUGAAGUAAUGAUUAAACAUUAAGGUGCUACAUAUAAACACUUUAUUGCACGUUCUGAUUACUGUCCGACAUGCUAUUCUGGUGGGCUGGGUCAGUGUUAACUAAAAUUGCAUCACGCCUUUUAUUUAAAAGCCUUCGGUCAGCCCUAUGAUGUCUUCCUUGCUAUCUUCUCUUUGUUCUCCUCUCACAAACUCUCUCUCUCUCAGAAUUAAACAGUCUGCACUUGAUUCAUUUGCAGAAGCUCCAGUAUAUGAGAUGGUGACAAGGAAAGCAAUGGUGGGGUCACCAGACAGAGCUCAGAGCUUUCCCACAGUCAUGGAUCUCGCACUGGCCUGCCUCCUCUUCCAUAAAGUGCAGGACUGCAAAAGGACACAAGCUCCUUGAGGCCAGAGGUGACAUCUUGUUCAUCAGUAUAUUCUCAACACCUAAGCAACUUAGAGCAUACUGGAAGCCUUUCAGUAAGUGUUUCUGAAAAGAAAGCAAAAAAGAGAAAAAGAGACAGAAUAACUGCUAUAAAGAAAACACUGAGCUCCUAGUUUGGCAGAAGUCUGUAAAAUCAUCUUUGAAAGCAGACUAUACAAUUGCAAGCACUGAGCCAAGUUAUGAGAUAAGGCAUUGCAUGUUUCUCUUUUUGGAAUAGUAACAAUAUUAACCUUUGGUCCUUAGUUUUCUAAGAUAAUACAGUAUUAUAAAAUGAUAUGCUAUGCAACAGAAAGACCUGGUGGAAAUCAAGUCCCAUCCACACUGAUCAGAGACACCUCAAGUUUCUUAAGCUGAGUGCUGUCACCGUGAGAAAUGUUUGAUCAGGCCUGAGACAGGCCUUCCAGAGUUACAGUUAGCUUGAGGCUUUGCCUUUUUUAGCCGUGUUGCCAUCUUCUACUUCAUAAUACCAAAGUAAAAGCAUUCUUGCAUAUGUGCUUUUCAAAAUACAAAUGGCCUAAUUCCAAAAAGAAAUGAAAUGAAAACUUCCCAAAUUUCAUCAUGGAACAUCUUACUUGUUCCUUGUUAAAACCAGAUACACUAACCAGAGGUGCCAAACACAAGGCCCACGGGCCAAAUCGGCCCUCCACCUUGUUUUAUUUGACCCGGCACCUUGUUUCUACCUGGUGGCAGUGCCGAACUCUCGCUUAACUUAUAAGGAAUAGUUACAUUUAUAUAGUCCUAAAAUUACAUUCUGCCCUUUGAAGGCAACCGUGAGGCUGAUGUGGCCCCCAGUGAAGUGAGUCUGACACCCUGCACUAGAUGAACCCAACUUUCAAUUACCCAACUUGUCAAAAAGAAUUGAGUUGGUGGCAAGUAAUUAAGAGGCGGCUGGUAGCUCCAUGAUAUUAGUAGUAAAAAGCUAAAUGGCAGACUAGUCAGAAGUUUAACAGAGAAAAAAACAGGGAAGGAAGAGCUAACAAGAGCCCUCAUGGGAUCCCACUUAUCCCUGGGGCAUGCAGAAGACUACAGGCAUGGGCUGGGUUGCACCCACUCGUGGAGCAGACUUCAGCGCAUCCUCCAAGCCAUAAGAUCACUGGCACAGAUCAGAAGUCUUAUUAGCUCAAAGUGCUUAAGCACAACCUCUGACCUGGCUGAACAUAUAUUAUGAACAUGUUCAAAGAUGUAAAGGAAACCAUGUUUAAAGAAUGAAAGGAACAUAUAAUAAGAAAAAUCAGUGAACCUACAGGUAGAUCAGUAGAGAUCAUAAAAUCUGAAAAACAAAAACAGAUUUAGAAAUGAUCAGAGCCUCAAAGAAAUGAGCCACCAUUAAAUGUACCAACAUAUGCAAAAUGGAAUACCAGAAGUGAGAAAAUGGACAGAACAAAUGUUUUAAGAAUUAAUGGCUGAAAAGUUGCCUAAACUUGAUGAAAAACAUUAUCCAAGCAACUUGACAAACUCAAACAAGGAAAUAUGCAGAUUUCUGCACCCAGACACAUCAAAAUGCUGAAAGGCCAAAAAUAAAGGCAAAAUUCCUGAAAGUAAUGAACUGAACUGAGCUUGGCGCCCCCACACCCACCUCAGGGAGGUCUGGACGUAGACACACAAAGCCUGCCUGAGCCUCCAUCCCAGCUCCACCCAUGCCUCUACCAGCUGGGAAUCAUGAUAUUAAACAGAUGCUCUGGCUAUAAAUAAUGCAGUUCUAUGAUAAGCCAUUUUAUGAACAAGGACUUUUAUUAAACUGUGAAAUAAAACAUAGAAAGUGCAUAAAACAUGUUAGCAGGUAAAACUACUAUGGAGAAGGAAGUCCUAAUUCUGGUCGCUCUUCUGCAUGGGGAUAGGAGGGAACUGUCUGGAAUGCUGGGCAUGCUCUAUACCAGGGUGGCCAACUGGCUCUUGAGCUAAAUCCUGCCCACUGCCUGCUUUCCUUUAGACAGUUGUAUUGGAAAACAGCCACGCCCAUUCAUCUACAAAGUUUGCCAGUCUUGCUCUGUAUUACGAUCUGGGUAGUGAUGACAACACACACAUUCACGUGCGUAUGUAUGUAAAUUCACUGAGUUGUAUAUUUUAAACUCGACAGUAUUUUAUGUCAAUAAAACUUUUACACUUUU